AUGGAUGCUGAAAUGGCGAUGGAGCUUGUGAAGCAUGGCCUGACGCUUCUCUUCCUCGACGUUCCUCAGCAUACCCUCAUCGGCAUUGAUACUCAGAUGUUUUCAGUUGGCCCUGACUUUAAAGGCAUAAAGAUGAUUCCUCCUGGUCCUCACUUUGUGUACUAUAGCUCAUCCACCAGAGAUGGCAAGGAAUUCUCACCAAUUAUUGGGUUUUUUGUUGAUGCUGGACCAUCUGAGGUAAUUGUUCGCAAGUGGGAUCAACAAGAGGAACGAUUAGUCAAAGUGCCAGAAGAAGAGGAAGAGAGAUAUUGCCAAGCAGUUCGAAGUUUGGAGUUUGAUAGACAUCUUGGUCCUUAUAAUCUAAGCCAGUACGGAGAUUGGAAACAACUAUCUAAUUACAUUACAAAGAGCAUCAUUCAACGGAUUGAACCCAUUGGAGGAGAAAUUACUGUUGCAUCUGAAUCUACAAUGCGUGUAAACACUCCUAGCACAAUGAUGGAGAAAGCUCUAGAUGAGCAGUUGAAUGCUAGUAGGUGCUCAACACCCAGUGACAAGUCUCAGACAAGAGGAUGUUACUACACAUCAAUUCCCCGUGUUAUCAAACGAAAGGGAAUCCAUGGCCAACAACUUACUUCUUUGAAUCUUGACAAGAUGGGGCAAUCACUUGAAGCAUUUCUACAGUGGAAAUCCUUGGUCAGUCUUUUAUUUGGAUGCACUGAAGCUCCUUUCCAUACAAGAAGUCGGCUAUUUGCAAAGUUUAUUAGAGUCAUCUACUAUCAAUUGAAACAAGGACUUCAGAAAGAUUGCACAGACACAAACAGUGGAUCAACCUUGCUAGAUGAUUCAUGGUUUUCUGCUGAUAGUUUUUUGCACCGUCUUUUCAAGGAUUUUUUUUUGCUGGUGCAAGAUGCCUCAGUUGUUGAUGGAGAUCUUCUAUCAUGGACAAGGAAACUCAAGGAGUUGCUUGAAAACAAUCUUGGAUGGGAAUUCCAGCGAAACAGUGCAGUUGAUGGGAUGUACUUUGAAGAUGAUGACGAGUUCGCUCCUGUGGUUGAGAUGUUGGAUGACCCGAGUUCUAGUGUGGCGUCAUCAGUUUAA
This is a messenger RNA of Prunus armeniaca (apricot), 1098 nucleotides long. NCBI's taxonomy places the organism in Eukaryota, Viridiplantae, Streptophyta, Magnoliopsida, Rosales, Rosaceae. The record is from the annotation of a GenBank genome assembly.